This is a messenger RNA of Polistes dominula (European paper wasp), 2060 nucleotides long. Its product is annotated as kynurenine/alpha-aminoadipate aminotransferase, mitochondrial. The record is from RefSeq and is a predicted model, not a curated record. NCBI's taxonomy places the organism in Eukaryota, Metazoa, Arthropoda, Insecta, Hymenoptera, Vespidae. Gene Ontology annotation, biological process: biosynthetic process. Gene Ontology annotation, molecular function: pyridoxal phosphate binding; L-kynurenine:2-oxoglutarate transaminase activity.
GGUUGUUAUCGAGAACACGAGAAAAGUGGUCCUUUAUUAAAAUAUCAUAGAAAAUUUAUUCUUCAGAUUUUUUAUAAAAUCUUAUUGAAAAGUUUCUUGUAAUCGUACGAUUUUCUGACAAAUCUUACGAAUUUCAUACAUACGACGACGACGACGACGACAACAACAACGUGAAUUUAUUUGUUGUAGAGAAUUAUUACUUCGUGUAAUUUGAUUCGUUUAAUAUUUCUUGAUAUUAUUACAUCGAUCGAUUUCAAAUAAAAUAAAAAAUGUCGUUCACUAUGGAAGAAAGUACCAGUUUAACGAUGGAUUAUUCCUCGUACAAAACUGAAUUAUCGAAAAGAAGAAGAGCCGUUGUUACGAGAGAAUUAACUAAAAUAGCAUACUCGGCACCGACUAGUUUGGUUUCACUUGCCGAGGGUAUGCCGAAUGAAAAGACUUUCCCAUUCACCGAAAUAUCCGUCAAACUUUACGAUGGUUCGUCGUUUACACUCGAAGAAAGCGAAUUGGGCAAGGCUCUUCAAUAUAUACCAACUCAAGGUUACCCUCCGUUAUUACAGACCCUGAGGGAAUUCCAAAGGAGGGUGCACGCACCACCCCUAUGGGAAAGUCGCGACAUAGUAAUCGUCGCUGGUGCUCAGGAUGGUUUAAGUAAGACAUUGGAAUCUAUCAUCGGUAUCGGUGAUCCUAUUCUUGUUCAUGAUCCUUUUUAUCCUGGAGUUGAAGUUGUGGUUACGCCACAUCAAGCAGAGUUUAUAUCGAUCCCUCAGGAUGAUUUUGGAAUAAUACCGGAAAUAAUGGAAGAAAUUUUACGAGAGAGACUAAUUUCUGGUAAAAAAAUGCCAAAAAUUAUGUACGUCAACGCGACAGGUGCUAAUCCGACAGGUGUAAUUAUACCAUUUGAGAGAAGAAAAGAAAUCUACAGGUUGGCAUGCGAAUACGAUUUUCUCAUUCUUGACGAUGAUCCUUACUGCUUUUUAAGUUACAAUGAUGAAAUACCCCCAUCAUUUUUAUCGAUUGAUACGGAAGGACGUGUUAUCAGAGUGGAUUCCUUUUCUAAAGUUAUUAGCAGUGGCAUGAGAAUUGGUUUUAUCACUGCUCCAGCGCCACUUUUAGCAAGCAUUGAACUUCACUUGCAAAGUAGUCACCUGCACGCACCUUCCUUAUCACAGGUCAUACUAUACAAACUUUUCAAGAUAUGGGGAUUCGAUGGUUUGAUGAGUCAUAUGAAACGUAUUAAACAUUUUUACAAGGAACGCAGAGAUGUGAUAGUGACAUUGGCUAGAAAACAUUUGAAUGGAUUAGCUGACUUUGCCGUACCAAGCAGUGGAUUCUUUUUAUGGAUUAAAGUACGCGAUAUCAAAGAUACGUGGCAAAUGUUAAUGCAACGAGGUAUCAAUGAAGGAGUUAUCAUGGCACCUGGUGCAUCUUUCACAAAAGAUCCCACCGCACCUUGUAAUGCCAUACGAGCAUCUUUUUCAAAAGCUUCUUACGAAGAAAUGGAUUUGGCCAUGGAAAGGUUGGCAUCAUUGAUAAGAGCGGAAUUAACUGAAAAUAAUUUGUAUUUGCAGAAUUUAAAUUCAUGACAAUAAUAUAGAAAACAACAAAUGUUUUAUUGAAUGAAUUCAUUCAUUUUACAUGACUUUUUAUGGAUUCGUCAUGUAGUCGCAAAUUUCUAGGAUUUAUUUGCGACAUACGAAGAUUUCAUUCACUUUAUCUAAUUGGAGCAAGGAAGGAAAUCUCGAUUGACGAAAAUGGGAUACUAUAUUUAUCGACUGUAAAACAUUUCUUACAGUCGGUCGGUAAAAACGGGAGUUUACCUAUGGGAUUUAUCAAUGGGAAUUUUGUUUGCCUAUUGAAUUGUACUCAAAGAGCAAGGGCUGGUAAAAGGACGACAUCUAUACAAUCGAAAAGAUAGUAUUUGAAAUAAUUAUUUUCUACGAGAAUUUAAAAUAUAAACUUGAUCCAUGGGAAAUAUGUAUAUGGGUUUUCCAAAUAUUUCGUUAUAUUUCAACGAUUUAUUUAUAAUAUCUAUUAUUAUUAUUAUUAUAUUUCUUGAC